Molecule: messenger RNA, 1976 nt
Organism: Pelagomonas calceolata
Lineage: Eukaryota; Pelagophyceae; Pelagomonadales; Pelagomonadaceae
Source: the annotation of a GenBank genome assembly
GACCGCUAGCUAGAAAAUAUAAUGCAGCGCCUCGAGCUGCAGCUGAGAAUCAGCGCUCAGACAGCCUCCAGGAGCAUAGUAAAGCAGCUCAACAGCUUCUGUUGAGCGCUCGUACCCCUCAGAGCGAACCUCGGCGCUCUGCAUACACAGAGCUCAGCACUUGCUCUCGCAGAGCAAGAUGCUCCCAGCCGGCCUGAAACUCCUCCGACGCCUCGUGCCGCCCCCGACGCGACCCCUCGCGUCGCAGUACGACUACGUCAUCGUCGGCGCGGGCUCGGCCGGCUGCGUGCUUGCGAACGAACUCAGCCAGGACGCCUCGGCCUCGGUGCUGCUGAUCGAGGCCGGCACGUUAUCAGUGUCUUCCGUACGCCAUCGACGCGAAAUUCACCCGUCGACGUCCACGCAGGCGGCUGGGACACCAAUCCAUUAAUUCACAUCCCCGCCGGCGUCUACAGCGUCUUCAAGGACCCCAGUGUCAACUGGAACUGGGAGUCCGAGCCCGAAGCCGGCUGCGGCGGGCGCCGCAUCGAGCUGCCGCGGGGCAAAGUGGUCGGCGGCAGUUCGUCGAUCAACGCGAUGGUUUAUAUGAGAGGCCACCCCCUGGACUACGACGGCUGGGCCGACGCCGACGCGUCGCUGGAGCCGUGGCGCUUCGAGCGCGUGCUGCCGUACUUCAAGGCCUGCGAGCGCAGCGACCGCGGCGCGUCGGCCUACCGCGGCGGUUCUGGACGUUUAGAAGUUACUCGAGGGGCGACGGAGAACGUGUUGUAUGAUGCCUUCCUCGCGGCGGGCGAACAGGCCGGCCAAGGGACGUCGGACGACCUGAACGGGUUCAAGCCCGAGGGCGUGGCGCGGCUGGACCGCACGGUGUCGCGCGACGGUCGGCGGGCCUCGGCGGCCACUGCACACCUCGAGCCCGCGCUCUCGCGAGAGAACCUACAGCUCCUGCGGAACGCAGCAGUUGACAAGGUUGAAAUCGACGGUCGGAGGGCCACCGGCGUGCGGCUCAACGGCGGCGAGCUCAUCAGCGCGAGGCGCGAGGUCUUGCUGUGCGCGGGCGCCAUCAAGUCGCCGCAGCUCCUGAUGUUGUCCGGUAUUGGAGGCAAGGACCAGCUCGAAUCGAUCGGCGUCGACGUCGUCGCGGACCUCCAAGGCGUCGGCCAGAACUUGAUGGACCACGCCUGCGUCAACGUCGCCGCCGGAUGCACCACGAACGAUGCCAUAGAUGGGCUGGCACGGCCGCUGCAAAAGGCCGCCGUCGGCGCCCGCUGGCUCGUGGACGGCAAGGGCUGGGCGGCGUCGAACGCGUGGGAGGCAGGCGGCCUCGUGUUUGGGUCUGAUGCCUACGCGUACCCAAACCUGCAGUAUCAUUUCUGCCCCGUGCACGCCGACUACCGCGCGGGCGGCGGCCUCACGCUGCGGCCCGGUUUUCAGAUCCAGGUCGACCAGUUACGGCCGUUCUCACGGGGCCGCGUCGCGAUCACGUCGCGAGAUCCUGCGGCGGACCCGUCGGUGCGGUUCAAUUAUUUGAGCGACCCGCGGGACGCCCAGGAACUCGUCGAGGGCGUGCGCCGGGCGCUAGAUAUCGUAUACGCGCCGGCAUUUGACCCGUUCCGGGCUGAAUUGCGGUUACCGGAGUCACGAAAUGCCUCAGAUGACGAGCUGGAGGCGUUUGUCCGGGCGACGUGUGGCACAGACUAUCACCCCAGCGGCACGGCGAAGAUGGGCUCUGGGAGCGAUGCGGUGGUGGACGCCGAGCUGAGGGUCCACGGCGUCGAGGGCUUGCGAGUGGUGGACGCGUCGGUGCUGCCGUCGAUCGUCAGCGGCAACCUCAACGCGCCCGUCCAGAUGAUCGCGCGGAAGGCGGCCGACGUCAUCCGCGGCGUCGAGGGGCUGCCCGCCGAACGGCCCGAGUUCCACUUCGACGCGUACUACGACGUCGCCGUGGCGGCGUAGGGUACUGUUAAUACUUACUG